GCAACAGCUCGUAUACCAUGAUGAAACAAGCUCAGAUGUGGACAUAUAUUUUUGUGAUGUUCUUAACCCUGCAGAGCCAGUGCUCCGCUUGCAGAUGGCUCGGCCGAUACAGGAUCCUGAGCGCUGAAUCUCUGAGACUGCUCGGGGAAAUGGGUGGACAGUAUCCUGAGAAUAUCAAGAUCCACAUCCCCAGGCGCCUGUACAACUUGAUGGACAAAGCUGAGGUGGAGGACCAGCUGAGGUUCAUUGUUUCGACCUUGGAUCAUAUCAUCAAGCUCAUGGAUGCCUCGCAGCACAUGGAUUCAGUUCAGUGGAACCCAAAGACAGUGGCAUAUUUCCUUAAAGACCUGCACAGGCAGUCAUCUGAGCUUAAAGAAUGCGUUUCCCUAAAGCCACCUCAGAAGGUGUCUCAUGAGAAACGGAUAAACAGGCACUUCAGGAUCUUGAAGAAGAUGUUAAAGAAAGAAAAAUAUAGUGCUGAAGCCUGGGAGCAGAUCCGGAGAGCUGUGAGAAGCCACCUUCAGAGGAUGGACAUCAUCGCCAGCAACGCAAAGCUCCUGCUAAAAGUUUAAGAGACAAUGGCAGAAAAAAACGUCAGGCUUGUGACACAUUCCAUGGAACAGCAAAAAAAAAAAACUGCCUUACAAACAAUAACUGGAAAAAAAAAGUAUUUGUGCGUUCAGAUGUUUGUAUUUAAUUGCAAUGAAUGUAACCUAGAGUGGCUUAUAUUGACCACCGGCUAGUGCUUUAAUAGCCUACUGAGUUUACCUUAUGUGUUUCCUAUGAAAACUUGAAGUUAUCGGAUCAAACAAGCUAAUUUAUGUUCCUUACAAAUACCUGUGAAAACUUUUCUUUUUGGUUUGGGUGAGAAUAAGCUUCUCUAAAUGAAAAAAAAAAAACCCAAGACAUGCCAUGCAUUUCAGUCUAUGUGUAUAAAUUGUCAGUCGGCCAGCAAUUUUUAUA
This is a messenger RNA of Puntigrus tetrazona (Sumatra barb), 963 nucleotides long. It is a transcript of the gene ifnphi1, whose product is annotated as interferon phi 1. Lineage: Eukaryota; Metazoa; Chordata; Actinopteri; Cypriniformes; Cyprinidae. The transcript has 5 exons. The record is from RefSeq and is a predicted model, not a curated record. Gene Ontology annotation, cellular component: extracellular region. Gene Ontology annotation, biological process: defense response; response to exogenous dsRNA. Gene Ontology annotation, molecular function: cytokine receptor binding. Bases 18 to 572 code for a protein of 184 amino acids.